Messenger RNA from Saccharomycopsis crataegensis, 249 nucleotides. RefSeq lists its product as uncharacterized. The transcript has a single exon. Bases 1 to 249 code for a protein of 82 amino acids. The record is from RefSeq and is a predicted model, not a curated record. Lineage: Eukaryota; Fungi; Ascomycota; Saccharomycetes; Ascoideales; Saccharomycopsidaceae.
AUGAAGACACAAAAUUAUGACUUGAACGCCUUGCGAACUCAAGUUGAAUGUGAAAUCGCAGCAUUCAAUUCAAAUUUUCCAUUUUUUAAAUUGAAAACAAAAAAUGGGGAAAAAUUAUCCCCCAUAGGACUUUUCUAUAGUAUCAGUAUCUUGUUCGUUAAUUUCAAGACCGCAAUAAAAAGCGCCAACUACUCCCUAGAGGAGUACUUAUCCAUGGAAAGAAUUGAUUGUCCUUACGACGUGCAAUGA